AUGCUCUAGAGAUCGAAGGCCUUGUGGCUGCUAGCGGACUAAGUCUUUUGAUCGCAUGUUCCCUAAAUACGGGCGAUCAAGGACUAAUGUCUGCUUUUGUGGAACGCUAACAUAUGGAAACUAGUAGUUUCCAUUUGCCUGUCAAAGAGGUGACUAUCACCUUGGAUGAUGUGGUGUCGUUGCUACAUUUGCUUAUCGUAGGGGCUUUCCACAGCUUCAAGCAACUUCAUGUCAACGACACUAUCGAUAUGUUGGUGGAAUUACUCGAGGUCAGCACUGCAGAGGUGAGAAUGGAGACGAUUCAAUGCUAUGGAUCUUAUGUUCGACUAUUGUGGCUACGAGACGUGUAUCAAAAGAAAAUUGACGCAUGUCACUAGAUUGUACCAACGCGAGCGUAUUUGUUGCAUCUGCUUGGAUGCACACUAUUUGAUAACAAGAGUGUCACACACAUGCACGUGGUAUUCUUGGAUGUACUGCGUGACUUGACGCAGAAUGGGACUUACGCUUGGGGCACUGCUGCACUUGUGCACAUGUAUGAUAAUUUAAAUGAGGCGUCAAAGAGCACGGUGAGGCAGCUUGCAGGAUAUAUCACUCCAUUACAGUGUUGGAUCUACGAGCAUUUCUCAUUCGUUGGUUCCACCCUAGCUACCAAGGAUUAUGAUGAAAGGAGACCGCGUGCAUGCCAAUGGACCUCGUGCAAGGCGCUGCCUGUGUCGACGUAUCGUAGGCGUUUGGAUAGACUGACCCCUGAUGUAGUGGGAUGGAUUCCAUAUGGUGACCACCAUUCAUUUAGAGAAUUUGAGGUCAUCUCGUUGCUUUUCGGCCAUCUCAAAUGGGGUCCUUUGACAAUCAUUCACCAACCGGAGAGGAUUGUAUGAUAGUUUGGAUAAGUCCAGACUAUUCCACCACAUCAUACUACGCCUUCGGUUUCUGUUGAAGAAAUGGAUGAUAGAUGGAUGCAGUUCGGUGACUACAUUGCACCUGUAAGGCAAAUCUAUGCAGUGCUUGUAACACCCUGAAAUAUUAUU
Messenger RNA from Glycine soja, 1028 nucleotides. RefSeq names its product protein MAIN-LIKE 2-like. The record is from RefSeq and is a predicted model, not a curated record. Bases 450 to 878 code for a protein of 142 amino acids. NCBI's taxonomy places the organism in Eukaryota, Viridiplantae, Streptophyta, Magnoliopsida, Fabales, Fabaceae. The transcript has 2 exons.